Messenger RNA from Dovyalis caffra, 327 nucleotides. The record is from the annotation of a GenBank genome assembly. Lineage: Eukaryota; Viridiplantae; Streptophyta; Magnoliopsida; Malpighiales; Salicaceae.
AUGGACAGCUCAAACGAUGCAGCAAUAGUGCAUUCUUUAUAUAGAUAUAGUCCCCCUAAAGAAUUUUCAAGCAUUUCUUGUAGAACACGUGGGGAUUUUAAAUGUGGAAAGUGGAGAAAUGCAGCUGGACGGUGUAGAAUGGUCAGCACGUGGAAUGGAAAGAUCAAAUCACUCACACAAGGAUUACAGGCUACAGCUGUCAGAUAUAGCCAAGCAACUCCAAAAGAUGAACUCACCAAUGGUAAACGUUUCACCUUCAACCAUGACACCAGGCCUAUCAUUGCCUGUCAGACAAUUAGACUAGAUUUAGUAGAUCUUUUAGAAUGA